Molecule: messenger RNA, 1283 nt
Organism: Punica granatum (pomegranate)
Lineage: Eukaryota; Viridiplantae; Streptophyta; Magnoliopsida; Myrtales; Lythraceae
Source: RefSeq, a predicted model, not a curated record
GGCAGGACGUGCAAUGCGGACACCUUUCUGUCUUUUUCCAUCUUUGUCUGUGAAAAUUACUUCCAUUUACACUGCCUCAGUUCUUUAAGUAGACGAGUGAAUUAACAGAGUUCCUAUCAUAUCUGCUAUGCAAUGGCGAGUGAAGGAGAAGGGGCUGUAGAAUUGAGGAACAAGCAGGUGACACUCAAACACCAUGUCUCCGGUUUCCCCAGCGAGACCGACUUCGAGCUCAGGACUUCCUCCAUCAAACUUAAAGUCCCCGAGGGCUCCAGUGGGGUCCUCCUGCAGAACCUCUACCUGUCCGCUGACCCUUACAUCUUACUGCGGAUGCGCAACAUCAACGACCCCAACCACUACUUCACCUCCUUCACCCCCGGCUCGGUGAUUACUGCAAAUGGAGUGGGCAGAGUUCUCGAUUCUCGAGACCCGAAAUUCAAGAAGGGCGACUUGGUUGAUGGGGAGAUUGGAUGGGAAGAGUACACUCUCGUUACAGCACCAGAGACUCUGUCAAAGAUCGAGUACACUGAUGUUCCGCUGUCCUACUGUACAGGAGUUCUGCGUCUUAUUGGUUUGACUGCUUAUGUGGGUUUGUUUGAGAUCUGCGCUCCGAAGAAAGGUGAACACGUCUUUGUUUCCGCAGCAUGUGGUGCGGUCGGACACCUUGUUGGGCAGUUUGCUAAACUGGCGGGGUGCUAUGUUGUUGGUAGUGCGGGUAGUAAAGAAAAGGUCGAUUUGCUAAAGAACAAGCUCGGAUUUGAUGAGGCUUUCAACUACAAGGAAGAGCAGGAUUUGGAUGCAGCUCUUAGAAGGUACUUCCCUCAAGGCAUUGAUGUUUACUUUGAGAAUGUUGGUGGUAAGAUGCUCGAUGCAGUGCUUCUUAAUAUGAGGCCUCAUGGCCGAAUUUCGGUUUGCGGGUUGAUCUCUCAAUACAACACUGAGCCUGAAGGGCCUAAGAAUCUGAUGCAGAUUAUCUAUAAGCGGAUCCGUAUGGAAGGCUUCGUUGUCUGGGACUAUACUAGCCUUUACCCUAAAUUCUUGGAUUGGGUGUUGCCUCACAUUCGAGAGGGAAAGAUCUUUUGCAUUGAGGACAUCACAGAAGGUCUGCAGAGCUGCCCUGAUGCUCUGAUUGGGAUCUACAAGGGCCGCAACAUCGGGAAGCAAGUGAUCCGAGUUGCUCAUGAAUGAAGUGAAUGGCUAAAUGUAACAACUUUGCCCAAGCGUUGGAACGUUGUGAACUAUGAUUUGAUAGAAAACAGUGAAAUGUGUUCUCCAGAUUGCCAAAA